AUGGAGCAUCCGAUGCAAAGGAGCGACGAGGGCGGCCUGCGCGGCAGCAGCAUGCGUGCCGGCAUGGACGAGCUGGAUCUCAUGGAGGAGUUCCUGCUCGCGUCGCCCGGGCCAGACUUCCCCGAGUUCCUGCACCCCGGCGGCGCGUCGCCGAGCCCCUUCUCCCCGCUCUUCGACCUCGGCAGCACCAUCACCACCGCCCCGGCCGGCGGCGGCGACGACGACGGCGAGGACGGGGACGACGAGUCGCGCCGCGCGUGGCUGAUCCAGCCGCAGGAGGCGCCGGCGUCGGUGAAGGAGCGGCUGGGGCGCGCGCUGCAGGGCAUCGCGUCGCGGUCGCGCGGGGCGGCGGGCGAGCUGCUGGUGCAGGUGUGGGUGCCCACGCGCAUCGGCGACCGCCAGGUGCUCACCACCUGCGGCCAGCCCUUCUGGCUCGACCGCCGCAGCGACCGCCUCGAGAGCUACCGCACCGUGUCCGUCAAGUACCAGUUCUCCGCCGACGAGACCUCCUGCGCCGAGCUGGGGCUCCCCGGCCGCGUCUUCGUCGGCCGCGUCCCCGAGUGGACGCCCGACGUGCGCCUCUUCACCGACAACGAGUACCCGCGCGUCCGCUACGCGCAGCACUUCGACAUCCGCGGCAGCGUCGCCAUGCCGGUCUUCGAGCGCCGCACCGGCGCGUGCCUCGGCGUCGUCGAGCUCGUCAUGACCACCCAGAAGAUCAACUACAACGCCGAGAUCGACAACAUCUGCAACGCUCUCAAGGGGGAAGAUGUGAUAACUACCGGGCACGCCGAUCCCCGAGAGGUUGAUCUCAGAGGUUCUGAUGUUUCAAGCGAUCCUCGCGCACAGGUGGUCGAUACUUCCUACCGAGCAAUUGUACCAGAGAUCGCGCAUGUUCUCAAAGCUGUUUGUGAGACCCAUAAGUUGCCACUGGCCCAGACAUGGAUACCCUGCGUCUGCCAGGCCAAAAGGGCGAGCCGCCACUCCGACGAAAAAUACAAGUACUGUGUCUCCACCGUGGACGAAGCGUGUUAUGUCGGCGAUCCCGCCAUGACUGGCUUUCACCAGGCUUGCUCCGAGCAUCAUCUGUUCAGGGGUGAGGGUGUUGUCGGCACGGCGCUCGGGACAAAUGAGCCAUGUUUCUGCCCAGACAUUACUGCCUACAGCAAGGUCCAAUACCCUCUCUCACAUUAUGCAAAGCUUUUCGGCCUAAGGGCCGCGGUGGCAAUUCGGCUGCGAAGCGUCAAGACCGGGAGUAUGGAUCUUAUCUUGGAAUUUUUCUUGCCAAACAACUGCAUAAAUAGUGAAGAGCAAGGGAACAUGCUCAAUUCUCUGUCCAAUACCAUACAACAAGCCUCCUGUACACUGCGAGUUGUCGGCGUGAAAGAACUGGCGAAUGAUGGAUCGCCUGAAACUAGCUCGCCAACCCCACCAGAAGUUUGUGACAAGCCUGCUGAAAUCUUGGAUGAGCUUGCUAGUGGCAUUGAUAUUCCUGCAAGGACAACAUCAGUGGAUGCUUCCGAGGAGGUAUCUUCAUGGAUUGCAAGCCUUGUGGAUGUUCAGAAUAAUGCGGCGCAGGCAGAAACAGAUUGUGGCCUGCCAUUUGGGUUCAGGAAACAAGAGGAUGAAGGGUUUAGUGUAACAGCUGGCUGGCCAACUUCACCGGUGCUAGUACCUGAAGAUAAAAGUUUCUUUCCAGGGUUUAAGAAGCAUGAAGAAUAUGAGGCCAAGGGUUCACCUUUUUCCAGUGAUCGAAGCCUCUCAAACUCAGACAAAGCAAUAGAGAAGCGGCGAACUAAAAUUGAGAAAACGGUGAGCCUGCAAGAACUCCGGAAGCAUUUCGCUGGUAGUUUGAAAGAAGCUGCAAAGAAUUUAGGAGUGUGCCCUACUACAUUGAAGAGAAUAUGCAGACAUCAUGGAAUUGAUCGUUGGCCAUCAAGGAAGAUCAAGAAAGUUGGGCACUCUCUAAAGAAAUUGCAAAUGGUCAUUGAUUCGGUACAUGGAGCUGAAGGAACAGUUCGGCUGAGUUCACUCUAUGAGAAUUUCACCAAGACUACAUGGUCAGAAAGAGAAUUGCACGGAGAUCUGAGUUAUCCAGCAUCAGAGCAAAAGGUUCAGCUGGAGCCUUCAGUUCCUGAUCGACAGUGCGAGAGCAGAUUCAGUCCCCAUACCUCUGGCUCUAAUUCCCUCUCACCCACCUACAGCCAGAGCUCAAAUUCUAGCCUGGGCUGCUCCAGCGAUCCAAAGCCUCAACAACAGCAAAGCAGCGCUCCUCAGCUUGCGGUGAAGCAGGAAUUUUUCAUGGAGGAGAAUCAGAGUUCGACACAGAUGAAAGCUGCGAGCCACGACGAACUGCAGUUAUUUACUGAAGAGAAACCUGUCACCCUUUGUAGGUCUCAGAGUCACAUGCUAUUCAGUGAACACAAACCAAUGGCAAACAUGUCAGGCAUGCAAGAAGCCAAGCCUGAUUCUCUCAAGAUAAAAGCCAUGUAUGGCGAGGAAAGAUGCAUAUUCCGGCUUCAGCCUAGUUGGGGCUUUGAAAAGCUAAAAGAAGAAAUCGCAAAGCGGUUCGGCAUUUCUCGGGAAAUUUAUGACCUCAAGUACUUGGAUGAUGAGUCGGAGUGGGUUCUUUUGACAUGUGAUGCAGACCUUCUGGAGUGUAUCGAUGUGUACAAGUCAUCAAGUGCUAAAACAGUUAGGAUCUCUGUGAACCCUACAGUUCAACCGGCACUCCGUGGUUCCUUCGGUUAA
This is a messenger RNA of Triticum turgidum subsp. durum (durum wheat), 2751 nucleotides long. The record is from the annotation of a GenBank genome assembly. Lineage: Eukaryota; Viridiplantae; Streptophyta; Magnoliopsida; Poales; Poaceae.